GAAUUACGAGGAAUGAUCUUGUUGAAAUAUACAGAAUUCUGAUGGGCUUAAAAGGGCCUUCAGGGAUGAUAUUUGACUGACCAGGUAUCCAUAGCCAGAGGUCACAGUCUCAAAAUAGUGGCUGGGUCAUUCAGAAAAGGUUAAAAGGAACGGAGAGAGUUGUUCUAUUCCACUGACGUUCUGUGCCAGCAACAUGAAAUUGUCCAAUCUUAUGCCGCGCCAAUGGAUUUAAGUGAAGGAUCCAAAGAUUCUGUGCCUGCUCUUCAUCAGUGGUCAACCAAGCGCAAAGAACAAAGCGAGGGAAUGGAGGUGUCACAUGCAUUGGUUGAAGAUCCAGAAAGUGAGGUGAGCGAAAACUGCAGGCAAGGUGCAACCACUGGGCCUGAAGAUGCGAAGGACUUGGGUGGCAGUGGUGAUCUGGAAUUAAAGGUGGACUCUGAUGCACAUCAAAGUAAUAUCGGGACACAAGGUAGCAAGCAACCAUCUGCUGGUGACCCUCCGGCCAAAAGAAUAAAACUUGACACUUUGGAAGGAUCGCACGAUAGCAGGAACACUGUGGUCGCAGAGACCAAUUCACUGCCAAUUCUGCCAUCUGACCUGAAGCAAUCUCAGAUGCAUACCAGUGAAGUGCAAAAUGAUGUCAAGGGAGUUGCAGAAGACCAAACUGGAGUUUGCCAGAAUCAGACUAACAAGAUUGAAGCAGGAGCAGCUCUGCCAUGCGCCUCUUGCAACUUUACAGCGAGAAACAAAAUUGCACUAAAAAUUCACACAAAGCAACUUCACUUCAAUGACAAUGAUCUUGUCUGUGAGAUCUGUAAUGUUACCAGCUUAUCAAAGAAGAGCCAUAGAAAGCACCUUUCUUCAAUUCUCCACAAAAAGCUAUCGAAAGGCACAAGGAAAAAUACAGGCACAAAGGAAGGAUUUAACUGUAGGCUUUGUGGCCUGUUGUUGCCUUCGCGCUAUGACUUGGACAAACACAUUAAGGAGAAUCAUUCUAAAAGGUCCAAAGCCCAUGUUUGCCCUCAGUGCAAAUUCAAGGCAGAGAGUGGAGCAGCUUUGCAGGCACAUCUCAAACAAAAUCAUGUGCAAAAAGAAAGUUUAAGCUGUGAGUUGUGUGGCUUCCGAUGUUACGAUGAAAACCUACUGAAAACCCAUUGCCAUGGGAAAACCCACCUCCGCCGUAAGAAUCUUGCGGCACGAGGUGGAUAUAUACAUUUGCUCUCCAAAAAGAGGCCUCCCGCCGAAUCUGGUUCAAAAGGCAAAGUGGACAGAGCAAAAUGCAUUAAUUCCAAUGACUUAAAUUUGAGCAAGAAACCCGAAAAUUUGGGAAGAACAAGGAGCAAAAGCUCUGCGCAGAAGAAUAACAGAAGUGCAAAGUGUUUUGAGAAAUCCAAGCGUCCAGGUAAUGAUCACUGUGAAGAAGCUGCAUCCAGUAAAACAGAUGAACGAGCAGAGCUUGAUGAUAGCUGUGCUGGAAAAACAAUGCCCCAAAGAACUUCACGAAGAGUAAAGGAGCCAACUCAUCUUCUCAAGGAACAGGUUGGCAAACAAAGAUUAAAGUGCUCUGAAGAAGGUAUCAUUAGUGGUUUGAGACCACGUAGUGGGCGAUGCACGGACAACUCUGAACAUAUUCGGCGUACGAGAAGUGGGCUUUCCCAUGAAUUGGUGAGGAAACAGAGGCUUUCUCAAAACCUUAGAGGACGAAGAAGUCUUUUGACAAAGGAUAAGUGCCAAGGCAGAGACCGGCAUCCUCGUCGUAGAGAGGUUAUUCCUGAUUUCCAGCCAAGUAGAGGCAAACCUCCUGGAAAGAGAAACGGGGGUGUAAAAUCGAAAGGUAAAAAUGUCAGAGCAACAGACAAACAUGACGAUAAACCUGAGAAUGAAGCGGAACCUGGUGAUGCAGCCUCAUCAAUGGUAACCGAUGAUGUGAAUGUAGAAAACAAGAAGUCUUCUACAAUAAGUUGCCCAAAUGGAAAUGAAGAAGACCAAACAACUACACCAGUUGUUCUUCAUGAACCAACACUAGUUAAAAACAACACAGAAAGUACGUCCCAGGUUCAAAACCUCGUGUCCCCAUCUACCAACAUUGGAGAUAAUAAAGGCCCCAACCUUGAGAACCCUGAAAUAAAGCUAAGCCCGGCCGACCGCAAAGCCCUUCGCACUUGCUCCUACUGUAGUCAUGUGUUUCAGAACAGAAAAGGGUUGGAGGUUCACAUAAAGAGGCGCCACACAAAAGAAAUGGACUUCCACUGUCAACCGUGUGGCUAUGCUUGUGUCACAAAGGGUGACUUUGAAAAGCAUUGUCAAAGCAAUAGGCAUCAAUUAAAUUUCUCUCAAAUUGAUUGUCGGCUCUGCACGUUUGUGACCACAGAUGAAGGGGCUCUGAAGGAGCACAUGAGCCAAGAACACAAAAUGGCCUUUUACUGCUCAACAUGCAGACUGCACUUUGCACUGGAAGAGGAUCUCGUUGAUCACGAAGGCUCUGAGCAGCAUACAAGCCAACUGCUUCCACCACAGAAAGAGAACACAUUGGAACAAAUUGCAAAUCAACAGCCGAGGGAAGAAAAUCUAAUUAAAAUCAUCUCAGAUGGCAAUGGAGAACUCGCCAUUCCAAGAUCUGGCCUUUCGUUAAGAGAUCCCCAGAAACCUUCUAUAGCCAGAGUGGUUGCAGGUAACAUUUUGAGGCGUUCAACACAUAGUAGGCAUCAAUUGCAGUGCAAAAGCUGCUUUUACAAAGCUCGAUCAGCAACUGUACUUUUGAAGCACAUAAGACUCCGACAUGCACAAGAGUAUCGAUUUCUUUGCAAAGUAUGUAGCCUCUACACGAUUAGCAGAGAAGCUAUGGAAAAACAUAUUAAACGGAGUAGACACAUUGAGAAUGCUAAGAAAAGAAACCUAGGGCCAUCAGUGGAUGAAUGUGUGGAAGAGGUGUCCAUCGAUAUCCAGGAUGUCCAAAAAACUAUAAAGACUACUGGGGCUUUGGGGAAUGUUAAUAGUGAGAUAGACAAAGGCUGCGUCCAGGUCCUUGAGCCUUCGAAAUCCAAAGAGGAAUUUGUUGUAACCUGGGAAAUAUCAGAAGGUGAUGCAACCAAUGUGGAAAAUGUUCAAAAAGACAGUGUUCUUCCGAUAACAGAAGGCAUGAAGAAAGAGCGGCCAAAAGGUGCUAUCUCCAGAACGUGUCCCCAAUGUGGUUUAUUGGCUUCCAGUGUGACAAACCUGAACAUUCACAUAAGGCGGAAACACAGCCAUCAAUAUAGCUACUUUUGCAAGGCAUGUAACUACUAUACUGUCACCAAAGGAGACAUGGACCGUCACUGCAACACAAAGAAACACAAAAAUCGCGCUGAUGUCUCCAAGCCUGUAGAGAUCUGUAGGAAAGCCAUCACACCUGACAACAUUAAGGAAAAUCCUCAAACGGUUGGAACUGAUCCUCCUGCACUUCCUGCAAUUGAUUGCGUUGAGCAAAGCAACAGAGUUUCAACUCCAGAGAUUACUGAAGUAAAUGGGCAAGCUGGAGUCGUUGAAAACUGUACCCGUGUAAAUUUAGAGAGUGUAACGUCAGUCCAAAAUCAGUCGCGUGUGGAUGAGCAAAAAGGGCCAGAGACAAUUCUUGAGGUGGAAUCAAAUAGUACGGGGCAGGAUGGCAGUUCAUCAAGUUCAAAGCGACUCAAAGGAAACCAUGCCACUACUUGUGCGUACUGUGGUUUUGUGGCUUAUUCCCAAGCUACUCUGGAAUUGCAUGUUAAGCGCAAACACACAAAGGAUUUUGACUACUACUGCAUGGCCUGUGACUACUAUGCUGUCACUAGACGGGAAAUGAUGAGACAUGCUUUUACAGAAAAGCAUAAGCUCAAAAGUCAAUCCUACCUUAAAUUAAAUCAUGUUAAAGGACAACCUGAGAUGAGUGGAUCCAUAACACCAACUGAUGCGGCAAACGAUGGGAAUAAGAAGGAAGAGAAUGAGAAUUCUACACUUAAAGGGAGAAGCGAUGAGGGGGAGAAAGCUUCAGAAAUUCCUCUAGAGGCUACCCAGGAGUUUGCAUCAAGCAUUGAACCUGAGAGAUUACCAGAAAGCAAGGAGGUAACUUAUGAGCAUGAAGAGACGACUGCUGUGUUUGAGUCGACAGAAACGGAGGAAAAAUCCUUCCAAAUUGAGAUGGUUAACCAAGAAGAACUUGUUGAGACAUUACCCACAGUGCAGAAUUCAGAGAAUUGUGCUGAAGUUGAACCUGGAAAGUUAAAUGCAGAUACCACCUGCCCAGGCGCCAAGAGUCAUUCCCGAGAUUUGAAUUCUGCUUCAGUUGAGUCAGUGCAACAGGAAAACUCUCACGAUCAGGUUUGUGAUGCACCACUGGAAGGCAAUUCAAGUCGGCGUGUAGACACAGUCACAGUGCAGGAAACUAAUGCGACAAGCAAUGACACUGAUUUACAAGUUGAAGCUUCUCAGACUGGAGCAGUGGAUGACCAACUAGCGGGAUCCCAAGGAAGUGAUAGUCCGAAAGAUGAUGUUAAAUCGACUGUGAACUUGAGUAGCAGACCAAGUGAAAUGGUUGAUCCAAAUGCAAACAUGUUAAGUGACAGUGGUUUGCCAGAGGAUGCAAAGCUGGGAGUGGAACCUUCAUCCCUCCUUGGAGGCAGUGAAGGUAACUCUACAGAACAGAGUGAAGAUGGAGAUCCGAAUGUCACAGGAAUUCAGCAGCCAGAGAGGAAUCUGGAUAACAUUCAAGUUAACCUUGUGCAGCAAGUUGAGAACAGCUGUGAAGACAUUGCUGCUCCAGCUACAACGGAGGUGCCUGGGCAAAAUGAGGCAGACUGUAAUCAGGUUAUAGAGGCUGAAGAAGCUCAAAAUAAAGGCCAAGCAAUUGUGAGUGAGAAGACAGUGGAUGCAAAUAAAGUGACACAAGACCUGGACGGUGACACUGUGGAAGCAGCUGAGAGUUCAAGCGAUGACCUUCGAAAGAUGGAAUUCCAGGUUAAAGGACUGCAAAAAUAUUUUGAGUUUGAUGCUUCCAUUGUCCGAUUAAAGAACAAGUCAUUGACUGAAAAACCUGAGGGCACUGACACUAGUGAGGAUAGCCAAGGAGUGGAUGGAAUCUCACCCAGCGAGUGGGCUGUUGCGAUUUACAAGACAGAUCUUUCACAGCCUGCAAGGAAGAGGAAAGCCAAAGGUGCCUUGCUGCAGGACCCAAAACGUAUUUGCUGUGAAGACUGUGGGUUCUUAGCUGAUGGUAUCAAUGGGUUGAAUGUCCACAUCGCUAUGAAGCAUCCUUCUGCAGAAAAACACUUCCACUGCUUGCUGUGUGGGAAAUCCUUCUACACAGUGAGUAACCUGCAUCAGCAUUUGGCCAGUGUUGGUCACCAGAGGAUGGAACAGGAGAGCGUGGAAGAGUUGCCUGAGGGUGGAGCUACCUUCAAAUGCGUCAAGUGCAGCACACCUUUUGAUUCAGAGCAGGACCUCUUUGUACACAUAAAGCAGAAGCAUGAGGAAAUGCUGAGGGAAGUAAACAAGUACAUCGUGGAAGACACUGAGCAGAUAAACUGUGAGCGGCAGGAGAAUCGAGGAAACGUCUGCAAGUACUGUGGGAAGGUGUGCAAGAGCAGCAAUUCUCUGGCAUUUCUUGCUCACAUCCGCACGCAUACUGGAUCAAAACCUUUCCGAUGUACACUCUGCAAUUUUGCAACAGCACAGUUAGGAGAUGCUCGUAAUCAUGUCAAACGACAUCUUGGGGUGCGUGAAUACAAGUGCCACAUGUGUGGAUGGGCCUUUGUUAUGAAGAAACAUCUUAGCACUCAUUUAUUGGGCAAACACGGUAUUGGAACACCAAAGGAAAGGAAAUUUGUGUGCGAAAUCUGUGACCGGACUUUCACAGAGAAGUGGGCCUUGACGAAUCACAAGAAGCUGCACAUGGGCCAGAAGCCAUUCAAGUGCCCUUGGCUGACCUGCCACUAUUCCUUCCUCACAGCAUCCGCCAUGAGAGAUCACUUUAGGACCCACACAGGGGAGAAGUCAUUUCUGUGUGACCUCUGCAGAUUUGCCGGUGGAACUCGCCAUGCUCUAACAAAACACCGACGACAGCACACAGGUGAAAAGCCAUUCAAAUGUGACCAGUGCAACUUUGCUUCCACAACGCAAUCUCAUCUGACCCGACACAGACGUGUCCACACAGGAGAGAAGCCUUAUAAGUGCCCUUGGUGUGAUUACAGGUCGAACUGCGCUGAGAAUAUCCGGAAGCACAUUCUGCACACUGGCAAACACGAGGGUGUACUGAUGUACAAUUGCCCAAAGUGCGAGUAUGGAACCAACAUCCCAUUAGAAUUUCGGAACCACCUCAAGGAGCUUCAUCCUGAUAUCGAGAAUCCAGAUCUGGCUUAUCUGCAUGCAGGCAUAGUCUCCAAGGCAUAUGAGUGUCGACUAAAAGGACACGGGGCACAAUUUGUGGAAACAGCUCCUCCAAGCGCAGAAUCUACUGAAAUUGUGGGCAACUCAGUCAAUGGCAGCUUUCAGCAGCAGGAACCAACCGAGUCUAUCGGGCAAGUCAUCAUUAUUCAAGGCUAUCAAGAUAGCUUUGGAGAAGGUGUUGCCAUCGAUGCCUCUAUGGAAGCUACCGCAGCAGCGACACUUCAGACGCUGGCCAUGGCUGGCCAGAUGACCCAGGUGACGGAGGUGGUCCACCUGACGGAAGACGGUCAACUGAUAGCCACGUCACAUAGUGCCGCACACGCGGGCGCCAUGAUGCCCGGGCAGCUUCUGUCAAGUCACCUGGCGUCCGGCACCACCCAGGUGGUCGUGGUGGAGAGCACCAUCGAAGGAGGGGACCUGGAGGAUGCAUCCAUCACCAUGGAAACGCUUGCUGAUCCCAGUCGGGUCAUCGAACAGGUGGUGACGCAGGAGGACUCAGAGGGGCAGUCGGCGGGCACGCCCACGGCACUGGACGCGCUACUGUGCGCCAUCACGGAGCUGGGGGCGGUGGAGGUCAGGUCCACUGAGCAGCGAGGCCGUGAGCCCACCAAGGCGGAGUACUGCGCGGCGGGGCCUGGCGCCGAAGGGGCCGCGCCGCUCCCAAGCGCGAUGCUGGCAGGUGUGGAGCAGCUCUCCCACAGGGUGCAAGCCGCCAAUGCAGCCAUGAAAGCCGUCAUUGUGGCUUCAGACGUCGGGCAGCCGACUACUGUUACUGCCGCACAACCUGUUACUCAUGCAUCUCUCAGUGAAAUGGUGCAGGAGGUACUACAGUUCACCAUGUGCGACCUAAGGACAGCCAGCCACAUUGUGAAAGACGGCAUCACGCAGGUCAUAGUGACUGAGGAGGGGGCUGCUCACAUGGUGGAGGGAGCAUCCCAGAUCAUAAUGCACGAAGGUGACGAGCAAACGAUAACCACCAGCGGUCACCCUGUGCAGCUGAUAGACUCCGACGGCAGUAUAUCGCAGUUAAUAGUCAUGGAGGAAAUUGCCCAAGCCAUAGUUCAAGGGGCCGCUGCUCACAUGUCCGAGGAAGCAACGCACGUUUUUGUCACGGAGCUGCCGCACGGCAUGGUGAAAGGUAUAGACACCAGGACGGUGACAGAGGUUUACCCACACAGCAUGAUGGAGCUGGUGACUGACGCCGUCUCAUCGCUCGGUCACCCGGUGACAACCAUUGCGCUGACAGAAUGCUACUCGGAGGCCAGGUCAGAAAUCGUCAUGACUGAAUUGCCAGCAGAAACGCAGCAGGAAAUGGAAAUUGGCGGGAACCAGGAGGCAUGACACUCCAUGGGUAGAGCAAGAAACGCAGCGAAAAGAUGCCAUGGUAAAUACAUGGUCAUUUGGCACCUGUCUGCAACUGGGAAUCUGGCUAUGAAUCCGUGAUGGGGAGAAUAAUAUCCAUUGAACAAGCGAUAACUUAUUAUGAGGACUUCACUGGAACAAUGGAAUUUUGUUUUUUAAUUCACAGUCUGUGACCAUACAGCUCUCGCAGUCAAGUAUGUGCCGGAUGCCUUUUGAAGGCAGCACGGGAGAGUGUAGAUUGGCCUGUGUGUUGCCAUGUACCUCUGCAAUCUCCAUGUAUGGAUUUGCUCAUCCCAGCUGUCAUCAAAGUGGAACGACCCCAGGGGGGGGUAACGCAUAGAGGUGAAAGGGUGUACGUGAGAAAAGGAGGGGAACUUUGGCAAUAACUCAAGAACAGUCUUAGUCUUUGUGGAUCAGGUGGAGAGGGGGGGGGGGAGUUUUGAGAUCACCUCAGUCUCAGGGAGUGAUGUGGAUCUGGGGGAACCAAAAGUAGUGAGAAAGAAACAUGGUUUACAAAUGAGUUCAUAAAAUGAAUCAUUUAAUUGGGUGACUCAGUCGACCUACGUUUUGUUUCCCCAUUUGAGCACUAAAGAUCCUGAGUGUGAAUCGCCUCAGAACUUUGGUACAAAGCUGAAAGCACUGAUUGAUUGCCACAUAUUUCUUUAAUUACCUUCCUUACACUCAGCAGGAGCAGGAACUGAACGAAAGCCCAGCCAGAAGACAAAGGAAAGGGGUGGGAGAGCUGAGAGAAGGGAGAACUGUAUUCCUUGCAUUUUCCGAACUUACUUUUGGAUUCUGUCAAGGAUGAGGAGAGAGAAAUGAGUUCAAGAAAGUUAUACAUAGCCAGCCUCCAUGAAAUGCUAGAUGUAGUUAGCUAUUUAUUUUUGGUUAUUCAGAUGCUGAUAUUUCUGCCCAAAUUUAUAAAUCCUGAAGAAUGCAGUGGACAUGUUGCUUGUUUUCUUUUGCUUUACUUUUUGGGAAGGAGGGGACAGAGGGUCAGGGCAUAUCAGAAGGAGGUAACAUUUUAAAUGACAUGGAAGAGCAAAUAUACAGGCUUAGGUGGCCUGUAUAACUGUAUAAUAGAUGCAAGAUAACUUGAUAAUGUACGCUUUUAUGUUUGACAAUCGUUAAUCUUGCUUCGGAAAAAGAAAAAGUUUCUUUUUUUUUUGUUAAGUGCUUGUACCAAUAAAGGUUCUGGAUAAAGAGA
Messenger RNA from Amblyraja radiata (thorny skate), 8968 nucleotides. RefSeq names its product zinc finger protein 407. The transcript has 9 exons. Gene Ontology annotation, biological process: positive regulation of transcription by RNA polymerase II. Bases 223 to 7740 code for a protein of 2505 amino acids. Gene Ontology annotation, molecular function: nucleic acid binding; zinc ion binding. Gene Ontology annotation, cellular component: nucleus. The record is from RefSeq and is a predicted model, not a curated record. NCBI's taxonomy places the organism in Eukaryota, Metazoa, Chordata, Chondrichthyes, Rajiformes, Rajidae.